AUGUUGACUUACAUCAACGGCGAGUUUAAAACGAGUAUUGGCGAUUCGUUGCCUAACGCUGCUGAACCAUGGAAACAAGUCGCUCGCUUCCGCGCUAGCAUGACACCGGAGGAGUUUGUCGAGUUUUGGGACACGGAUAUUUGCAAGAUGGCGCAUGAUGGUAUGGAGUGUCCGGUGAAGCUGGGCUGUAAGGCUUGCGGGAAGGAAGAGGGCACCUUCUCGCGAUGCGGGAAGUGCGAGGUGGUGAAGUACUGUGAUAGGGAAUGCCAGGUCAAAGACUGGAAGGUCCACAAGCAGGUUUGUAACAAGUAG
This is a messenger RNA of Ramularia collo-cygni, 312 nucleotides long. RefSeq lists its product as uncharacterized. NCBI's taxonomy places the organism in Eukaryota, Fungi, Ascomycota, Dothideomycetes, Mycosphaerellales, Mycosphaerellaceae. The record is from RefSeq and is a predicted model, not a curated record. Bases 1 to 312 code for a protein of 103 amino acids. The transcript has a single exon.